AUGUCGCAGCAGCGUGUCCUGAAAGUGGUUGUUAUUCUAUAUGCCUUGGUGCGCAUGGCCAUCAAUUUGUACUUUUCCAAGCUUGUGCUUCUUCGUUUGCCCCUUCAUUUUCCUUUGCCAGAGAAUUGGUCGCAACAACGGUGGCGAGGAUUCGGACCUGCUGAUGCUCUUUGGCAACCUUGGUUUCUCUGCAGCAGCUGGCCACAAGCGAAGGAAGCUUCUGCUUUGUGUGUGGAGUUUUCAGGAAGACUCUUGACACAAGAAGACUGCAAAGUCACCGUGGAUUACACGAUCCUAGCAGGUUGUUUCGCGAUGCCCUUGGUUCCCGCCCUCGGAGCCUACAUCCUCCUCAGCAAAUCUGAUCGGUUUGCUGAGGACUCGCGACUCCAUGUGUGGUGUCGCCGCAACAUCUUUUUCUUGGCAGCGAUGUUCUGUCUUGACCCUGGCUUUACCGCCCCUGUCGAACUUCACACUAUAUCGUACUACAUAUUUUUGACUUGCGAGGUUCUCUCCAAUGGCAUGCAAGCGAUAUGUACCAAUAUGAAGCUGCGAUGUCUAUCAUGGGACCGCACCGCCAGGUGUUGUGAAGUGCUUAUGGUGAUCUUUGUUUGCAUGGCUUCUGUCAUCCUCGUGCUAUACAACACGGUGCUUGCCGGCUUGCCAGAAUAUUUUACGUAUUCUGUGAUUUGUUUCCUCACUCUCCUGCCGAUAUGUGGUGCCAUUUUUGGUUUCCAAUUUUGGGCCUUUUGCUGCACCAUUUACGCGGCCAAGACACAAUAUCGGGACAACUGGGAAGAUGUUCGCUCGACAGUCCUUCUUUUAGGCAUCAAUGCCUUACUGACGUUGAUUGGGCCCCUGAUCUCAGGUGUUGUAAUUGCAUGUGUGGCGAUGGAGCUCUUUUCGCGAAACACAAACAUCUCCCAGCUUGCUGGUUCUGAACUGCUAGUUGCUUUUGAGUUCGGUCUUCAAAUCUUCAACUCACUUGUGCUAUGCGGAAUGAUUGGUCCAUGGAGCAGGCCGACCGAGGUUUUCACUGAGCUUGCUACACGUGGCUUUGUGGUUGCCAAGCGCGUGCCGUUUAAAGGAGUAAUAAACCCUGAAGCUCGCGGCUGCAUUGCCUCAUUCCCUGGAAAAUACGCUGAGCGGUGGGCUGAAGCUGUAGCUGAAGCGACACAGUCAACGGAUUGCUCUCUUGCCUGUGUGUUCCUCACUGAUGCAGCAUCAGGACUUGGAAUGCACGCGCGCAAUCCUGAAACAGAUGAGUGCUGGUGCAGGGCUCUCUAUGGUGACGUGCCUGCCGAAGCAUACCUCAGCAUUGUGGACAAGCACGAUAAGGACUUUGUCUUCAGAAGGGCUGAUUCAGAAGCCAUGGGUCAACAUUUGCUCAUCAAAGACUCCAGUCUCAGCCAGCUUGAAUGGGACACCAAGAAGGAAGCAGCAAUGUGCCUGGUAGAGAAGAUGUCUCGGGAUAACGAUCGUCGAGCCCCCUGGGGCUGUCAAUGGUUUGAAGAAUGGAUGAAAAACAUUGAAGCAGCCUCAGGGCAGAAUCAACAGCUGCAUGUCUUCUAUUUUCAGAGCUUAGUUGGGCGAGGCAAAGUUUCAUGGUCCCAGCUUUCAAACGAAGAUGCCAUCGAAGCGGCUCGAAAGUCGACAGGUCUCGGGGCUUCCCAAACGGCGGAGGUGGCCUACCUCGACAAGCUGGGCUUGCCAUAUGUCGAGCAUGAUGUGAUGGACUUUCCUGAAGUCAUGGCACGAUUGAGAAGCAGUGAGGUUUUUCAGAGCGUUUGA
This is a messenger RNA of Symbiodinium necroappetens, 1788 nucleotides long. The record is from the annotation of a GenBank genome assembly. NCBI's taxonomy places the organism in Eukaryota, Dinophyceae, Suessiales, Symbiodiniaceae.